UGUUCCUACAUCUUGACACUCGAGAAUAAAAUACGAUCUGUGUGUGUGUGAGUUUAUUGUAAAUUGGAAAAUUAUUUUGAAGUUAUCUAGCCACUAAAUCUCAUUUUUUAAAUCAAAUUCUUAAAAUCGAGAGUGCAAAACGGUUACAUGAAAGAAUUUUAACUGUGAUAAAAUUGUAAAUAAGUGUUAGUGUGGCCGGCUAUACCGUGUUUAACGUUAUAGUAUUUAAUAAUUUGAAUGAUUUUUAUUCUUAGUAUCUUGUAAGCAAAGAAAUGGGUAAUACAAGUUCUAAUAAGCGUGACAGAGCAUAUUUUUCUGAUAGCGAAGGCCCUCCUGCUUCAUGCAAAGAAGGCAAAGUUUUCGAGUUUAGUGCUGGGAGUAGAAAAGACAAGUUUCAUUGCCAAACUUCAUUAGAGGAUUGUGAUGACUUUUCACAUAUAUCCAGGGAUAAAUCUGAUGAAUUAAAGUUAUCUGCUACAUCUGAUACUUACGAAAAAUGUCUUCCUACUGUUUUUAAAUGGGGAGGUGGUGGAAAGGAGGUUUUUAUUAGUGGUUCGUUUUCUGAUUGGAAACCCAUCCCAAUGGUACAGAGUCACGGAGAUUUCGCUCUUAUUCUUGAAAUUCCUGAAGGGGAUCAUCAAUACAAGUUUAAAGUUGAUGGCCAGUGGUUGCAUAAUCCAAGCGAGCCGACAGUUGAUAAUGAUGUUGGCUCUAAAAAUAAUAUAAUUUCUGUAAAAAAAUCAGACUUUCUCGUGUUUGAAGCAUUAGCGGCAGAUAGUAUUGGUUCUGCAUACUCUGGUUCUCCUCCAGGAUCAUAUUCUCAAGAAGUACCACAACAUAAGCCAAAUGAGAAAACUGUUGGACCACCAGUCUUGCCACCACAUUUGCUGCAGGUGAUAUUAAAUAAAGAUGUACCUUUGUCUUGUGAACCAAAUCUGCUUCCAGAGCCAAACCACGUUAUGCUCAAUCACCUAUAUGCUCUUUCAAUUAAAGAUGGUGUGGUAGUUUUGAGUGCCACACAUCGUUAUAAAAAGAAGUAUGUCACUACACUCUUGUAUAAACCAAUAUAACUCUUAUAAUGAUUUGCUUAUAUUUGUUCUUUGUUGAACUGCAGAGUUUACAAAAAUUAUUUUUAGGUUUGUUUUGUUGCAUUUGUUGUGCAUAAAAAUAAGUGUAUUGCAUUUUUAGUUACAAAUAAUAAUUACUUUUCCUAUCUUUCAAGCAGUAAGCUAAAGCACUGAAAAGGAAUUUUUUAUUAUUUUUAUUUUAAAGAUCAUUAACUAAAAUGAUAGUUUUAUUGCUUCCUUAUAUUAAGAAAUGUGGAAGAAUUGCUCUUUUGUUUUAAAUGGAAUGUCUCUAACAUAUCUGUAACUUAAAGGCCCAAAAAGUAUUACUGUAAGAGAUGACUGGUUUGUUAAUAGAUUCUGGCAAAGUACAUGAAGGUUACCGAAUUCUGGAUAAGGGGAGUAACCUGAUGAUCUGUAUAAGAGAAGAAAUACCUUCAUAAAAGAUUUUCUUUUCUUAGCUAGUGUUAUACAUAAGGGAAAACCACACAGCUGGUUCUCUCAUUGGGAAUGGACACCUUAAUGAAUUGUAAAUAUUCUGUUGCCAUAUUCAUUCAGCUGCUGGGUAUUGUAAAAACUUUCAUUUGCAUUUGUAAAUAUUUCAUAUUUCAGAUUUAGUAAAAGAGUUUUUAAAUGUUAAUUUUUUUUUUUUUUUUUAUGUAUCACUUGUGUAUUCCAUUUAGGCUUUCAUGAAUAAGGUAGUUCAGCAUUUCUGAACUAAAGCUUUCUUAAACUAUAAAACAUUAAAUUAAGAUAUUUGAAUUUAAAGAAACUGAAGAUAAGACUUUUAAAGAAAUUGCAUGUAUUGAUAUUUAUGAAAUUGAUCAUUUGCCACAUAAAGUGCAAAAGGAAUUUAUAUGUCAAGUGAUUUGCACUUAAAACUAGAGGUUUCACAAAAAUCUUUGAAUAAAUUCUGGAUUGGAGCUAAAACUGAAUUUCUUACUAUUUCUGAAAUAACAUUAAAUGUUCUGUCAUUUAGCACAUGUUUGCACGUGUUUAUGCAAAACGACAUUUUUACCCUUGACUAAUUAAAUCCAAAUGUCAUUAACGCUAAAAAAUGUUGAAGAUGUGUUAUGUUCAUCAGUGUCAAAUAUUGUGCUCAUUUAUAAUUUUGUUAUGCAGCAAAAAACAAGUGCAUCUGUCUCAUUAGAAUUUUCUUUCGUUAAUUUUUAUUUGCUUCAAGUAAAUACUGAACUACUUCUUUAUACAUAUAUAAUUAUUUACCAGGUAAAUAAAUUAUUUAUUGGAAAAUAUGAAUUUUUAUAUCUUUAUUUUAUAUUUUAUAUCUGGGGUUGCUAAAAUUUCAGUGAUAUAAAGGGGUUGCAAGUUACGGUCAUUAAAGAAACUGCAAUUAUGUCAGAAAGGUUUUGGAUAAAAAUUGUAUUUUAAUCUUUAGAUUAUGUAUUUGAAAUCAUGAAUUUAUUCCUGUGCUUGCUAGAUGCAGAAAGAAUCUGAAAGAUUUUCCCCAUUCCAAUAAACAAAAAAUAUUGGUUUUAUAGUACUAAA
Stegodyphus dumicola is the source of this 2570-nucleotide messenger RNA. Its product is annotated as 5'-AMP-activated protein kinase subunit beta-1-like. Lineage: Eukaryota; Metazoa; Arthropoda; Arachnida; Araneae; Eresidae. The record is from RefSeq and is a predicted model, not a curated record. Gene Ontology annotation, cellular component: nucleus; nucleotide-activated protein kinase complex; cytoplasm. Gene Ontology annotation, biological process: signal transduction. Gene Ontology annotation, molecular function: protein kinase binding.